Molecule: messenger RNA, 1693 nt
Organism: Helianthus annuus (common sunflower)
Lineage: Eukaryota; Viridiplantae; Streptophyta; Magnoliopsida; Asterales; Asteraceae
Product: berberine bridge enzyme-like 8
Exons: 1
Coding region: 14-1615 (533 amino acids)
Molecular function (GO): FAD binding; oxidoreductase activity
Source: RefSeq, a predicted model, not a curated record
AGUUUAUCUAAACAUGGCAGUCCCCAUUUUAUCCCUCUUCCUUCUCUUCAUCUCUAUCAAAUCUUCUGCAAAUAAUAUAACAAACACCUUCAUUGAUUGCCUAAACAGCUUUUCAGAACCAACUUUUCCCAUCAAUGGAACCAUCUACACUCCAGACAACUCUUCAUUCUCUUCCGUUUUCCAUGCAUACAUCCGAAACCCUGUUUUCUACAACUCCACCAGAACCAAACCCUCCUUGAUCAUCACUCCGUUGCACGUCUCACACAUCCAAGCCGCGGUCAUCUGCGCCCAACUACACGGACUGCAAAUGCGAACCCGAAGCGGUGGCCAUGACUACGAGGGCCUUUCUUACCUUUCCUACUCCAACACCCCGUUCUUCAUCCUGGACUUGUUUAAUUUACGCUCAGUCGAUGUUAACAUCGAACAAGAAACCGUAUGGGUCCAAACCGGAGCCACUCUUGGUGAAGUUUACUAUGGAAUUGCUGAGAAAAGCAACAUCCAUGGUCUCCCUGGUGGAGUUUGCCCUACGGUUGGGGUUGGUGGACAUUGCAGUGGGGCUGGUUAUGGAAACAUGCUUCGAAAGUACGGUCUAACUGCCGAUUGCAUAGUCGAUGCGCUGUUAGUUGAUGUGAAUGGCGCGGUUUUGGAUCGAGAGUCAAUGGGGGAAGAUUUGUUUUGGGCUAUUACUGGUGGUGGAGGUGCAAGUUUUGGUGUUGUUCUUGCAUUUAAAUUUAAAUUGGUUAGUGUCCCCCCUCAAGUUACUUUUUUCAAUUCCAAAAGAACGGUAGAAAGAAAAAUCAUAAAGAUUGCCGAAAAAUGGUUUCAUGUUGCUCAUAGAUUAGACAAAGAUCUAUUCAUCCGAAUGAGUUUUGAUGUCUCGACAGACAGAAAGGGAAUAAAGCAUGUUCAUGCUUCAUUCCCAAGCCUAUUUCUGGGAAACUCCACAAGGCUCUUGAGUCUUAUGGACGAUAGUUUCCCAGAACUAGGGUUACAGGAUUCAGAACUUGUUGAAAUGAGUUGGGUCGAGUCUGCGUUGGUUUAUGCAGGGUUCCCAGUUGGAACACCCAUCGAGACUCUACUUUCUCGAACGCAACAACCUGGACGAGAUAGACCAUUCAAGAUCAAAUCAGACUACUUAAAAAACCCUAUUUCGAAAAAAGGUUUAAAAUUCAUAUUCAAGAAAAUGAAGGAACUCCCAAACCAGAUGAUCACCUUCAGUCCGUUCGGUGGACGAAUGGAGGAGAUCUCAGAGUUUGCAAAACCAUUCCCGCAUCGAGCAGGCAAUCUUGCAAUGAUUGAGUAUGAAACAUACUGGAACGAGCUUGGGACGGAAGCCGCGAAAAAAAACUUGGAGUUUGCAAGGAAGAUGCAUGAGCAUAUGACACCAUACGUGUCCGAUAACCCUAGAGAAGCAUUUUACAAUUAUAGGGACUUGGACAAUGGUGUGAACCAUCAUGGGAAAUACAGUUAUGAAGAAGGUAUGGUUUAUGGGAUCAGGUAUUUCAAAGAGGUUAAUUAUAAUAGGCUUGUAAUGGUGAAGACCAUGGUUGAUCCCAAUAAUUUCUUUAGCAAUGAGCAAGGCAUCCCAGCUUUCCAAUCCUCAGAUGACAUGUAAUAUAAAUAAGCACUGUAUUUAUAUGAUGUAUGAUGAAACUAAUAGUAUAAAUAAGGGAAUGGGGAAAUUUCAUAUAUA